AUAUAAUCUUGAAUUUACUGCGGGUUUUCGACCUGCACGUCCUCUUCCGGUAUCUGUACUGAUCCAUUCACCAUGGCUGAAAGCGCAGCUACAAUACGUACCAGGAAAUUCUUAACGAACCGUCUAUUAUGCAGAAAGCAGAUGGUGGUAGAUGUCAUACAUCCUGGACGGGCUACUGUACCUAAGACAGAGAUCCGUGAAAAAUUAGCAUCUAAAUACAAAACUACACCAGAUCUGAUUUUCUGCUUUGGUUUCCGGACACAAUUUGGCGGUGGAAGAAGUACGGGGUUUGCUAUGAUAUAUGACACAUUAGAUUUUGCAAAGAAAUUUGAGCCUAAACACAGAUUAGCAAGGCAUGGUCUCUAUGAGAAAGGAAAGAUAAGCCGCAAACAGAGAAAAGAAAGAAAGAAUAGGCAAAAGAAAGUACGGGGUGUGGCUAAAACCAAAAUUGGUGCUGGCAAAAAGAAAAAAUAAGAUUCUACUAUUUCUAUAUCUGUGAGGAGAAUGAUCCCGGGCAUCUGUUUGAUAUCUGUUUUUACUGUGGAAUAAAGUUGUUCCUGGUA
Molecule: messenger RNA, 563 nt
Organism: Octopus bimaculoides (California two-spot octopus)
Lineage: Eukaryota; Metazoa; Mollusca; Cephalopoda; Octopoda; Octopodidae
Product: 40S ribosomal protein S24
Source: RefSeq, a predicted model, not a curated record